Haplochromis burtoni (Burton's mouthbrooder) is the source of this 1716-nucleotide messenger RNA. RefSeq names its product zinc finger and SCAN domain-containing protein 31. NCBI's taxonomy places the organism in Eukaryota, Metazoa, Chordata, Actinopteri, Cichliformes, Cichlidae. The record is from RefSeq and is a predicted model, not a curated record. The transcript is spliced from 2 exons. Gene Ontology annotation, cellular component: nucleus. The coding region runs from base 727 to 1716 and encodes 329 amino acids.
UGGAAGAUCCCUUGUAGGAGGUCCAGACGUUUCUCCAAAGUCUCGUGUUUCUGUGACGAGCCUCUGGAGGAAAAACUGAUUCUCAGAUUUAUCCUUUCUUAUUUUUUCUGUUGGCUGCAAACAGCUUUCUACAACUGUUAUAUGUGACCCUGAAACAGGAUCGUUUGUACCCGUUAAGUCCUGUGUUUGAAUUCUGUUUUUAUUCUUUAGUCGGAGCUCGAUAAACAGCUCUGUCAGGACGGAGCGAUGAUAAAGCUGAACUAAAUCAACGCCUGUGGGAAUAAAUCACAGAGCGUAUGAUCGCUGGUUUUCUUUUAAAUAGAACAUUUGGGUUUUUCUGUCGUCUGAAAAGAGAUGAAACUCCAGAAGAAGUCAUAGAGCAGAAGAUAUAAUCUCAGCACUAAGGUUUGGUCAUACAGUUUAUAUGACACUAAAAAGGAUCAUCUGAGCAAGUAAUGUUAGAAUGUGGUCAAUAUAGACGGGAAAGGCAAAUCUGACUUUCAGAAAAAUAGAGUUCAAUUAUGAAUAAAAUAAAUAUUACAAAGCGACACAGGUGAUGUAGUUUCAGGGUUUUAAGAGCAAAAAAGCUGUUCUCAUCCAGAAGGUGGCGGUAAUGCACCGGAAGUUGAAGAAGAGCUGCCGGAACUGUGAGGACGGACAUCCGGUGGCUGGACCGUUAGCUUUGCUCCGGUGUGUGAGCCGAGUGUGUGAGCUGCGGCAGCAACGAUGCCUUCAGUUCUGUAUCUGAGAGAGUUUAUCAACGAGCGACUAACUGCUGCUGCUGAACAAAUAUUCUUGGAGUUUGAAAAAACGAUCGUCCAGUACGAGGAAGAGAUCGACCGUCAGCGCAGACUGCUGGAUAUCACCUGGAAACCCCAAAUCAAGCUGCACAGGACAGACGUCCCACAGCAGCCUGUCUGUAAGGAGGAGGAGGAGGUUCUCCCUGAGCAGCAGCUCUGGAACCAGGAGAGGAGCUCCAGUCUGGACCAGGAGGAACCAGAAGCUCCACAGAUUAAAGAGGAACAAGAGGAACUGUGCAGCAGUCAGGAGGGAGAGCAGCUGGGACUGAAGGAGGAGACGGAUACCUUUAUGGUGACUGAAACUUGUGAGGAAAGUGACCACAGUGAACCAGAAGGAGACAGGGAGCAGCUUCUCUUUGAGAGUUCUGUGAACAACAACAGCAGAGGUCAGCGAGCAGAACAUUAUAAAGAAGCAAGAUCAACUAAAACCGUAGAGUCAGAGUCAAAAAAGAAGCAUCGGAAUAACAAUGGAGACAGCUCAGUUAUGUCAGAGAGCGAGAGUAACACAGGUACAGGUGUGAAGUCUGUAAAAUGUUACGUUUGUGAAAAAACGUUCAAGAAAAAAUCUCAGAUGCAGAUACAUUACAGAACGCACACAGGCGAGAAGUCGUAUUCAUGCAAAACAUGUGGGAAACGAUUCAGCCAAAACUGCCAUUUAUCUGUUCACAUGAAGAUCCACAAAGGGGAGAAACCGUUCCCCUGCAAUGUAUGUGAAAAAACCUUCCGAGACACACUAACACUGAAAUAUCAUAUGAGGGUUCACACGGGCGAGAAGCCGUACUCAUGCACAAUUUGUGGGAAAGGUUUCUGUCAAAGUAAUAACUUAAACAUCCACAUGAGAACACACACGGGCAAGAGACCUUACCCCUGUCAAAUCGGUGAGAAAAGAUUCAUUGACUCCUCCACAGUUAUUUAA